AUGGGUCAUCAGCAAAGUUCUAUGAACCCAUCGCGGUCCGACCCGCAUGGUGAUAGGCAUCGACAUCAGGACGGCAGUACGAGUGGUCCAACAUCUACAUCCGAUCAAGAUCUAUAUGCUUCCCGUACUGGCAGAGGCAGCAGACGCAAUUUAGUAGCAUCUUUGGUGUCCGGCGGAUCAAGUAAUGAUGUGCCGGAGAGGAAGGAAACAAGGGCCGAGGCGAAAGCUAGGAAAUUGGAAAGGGAGAGGAUUGCAAGGAUAGAAGAGCGAGGGAGAAGCAUCAAGGAAGAACAUGUCGAUACUGGAUUUUUAGUCACAAUGGGCGUCUACACUGGACCAGAAGAUUUCAAUAAGGUGUUAGUAAGACAGUUGAUGAUUGAGCGACGAAUUGCACCUUUUUGGAGAGGCCUAGAUGAUUAUCAAAAGGAUUGGACAGAACAUCAGUUGGUUGCUGCUGCACGAGGCCUUCCAAUUCCCGCCGCGGAUGAAGUUCCCGCCGAAAACAUCUCCAGGCCUCAUUCUUCCGAUUCCCCGAAUGCGUCAAGUUCGAAUCUACAAAAUUUGAUGAUGCCACUAGCUUUACGAACCCAAUCCGCUUCCUAUGACACUUCGGUUGGCCUUUCCUCGUCACACCCGGCUUUCAAUACAUCGUCUCCAGCAUCGCCCCUUAAUGCUCCUGCGACUUCCACCUCUCUGCUUCGAUCUAGAGCUAAAACGUUAGGUUUGAAAUCUGCAUCGAAAGAAUCCUCGGCACCUGACGUCACACGGCGCGAGAUCCAAUUACCCAGAGAUCCCAAAGUAAAUGGUCAGGCUAUUGAGGCUUUCCUGUAUAAGGAUUCAAUAGAAUGCGCGAUAUGCUUGACUUGGUAUCCUUCAUAUGUCAAUAGGACUCGAUGUUGCGACCAAAAUAUUUGCUCGGAGUGCUUUGUACAAAUUAAGAGACCAGACCCACAUAUACCUGAACAUCACGGUCCACCACAAUCCGCCCCUGAAGCUCCCGAGACUGUUGUUGAAGAUACAGAAAUGCUGGUUUCAGAACCAGCCUGUUGUCCUUAUUGUUUACGACCUGAAUUUGGCGUCACAUACGAGCCUCCGCCUUUCCGUCGUGGUCUUGUUUAUGCAAAGCCCUCCCCGGAAAUUGCCAACUUCUCUUCGGCCAUGUCAUCAUCAUCGUCAAUCAAAACACCGCUUGUAAAAAGUCCGGGACUCGCACCAAGAGUAGACAGACGCCGGGCUAUUUCAUUGUCGGCGGACGAUUCUCGUGUCAUUACGACAGAUCGUAUCAGGCCAGACUGGUCAACAAAACUUGAGGCUGCCAACCUUACAAAGGCUAAAAGGUCCGCUGCCGCUUCGGCGUUGCAUGCAGCCGCCUAUGUGCUUCCUGGAACCUCAGAAAGCCGCAUGUAUGGUUUCAGUCGAGGUCGUUUUGGUAGAAAUCGUAGCGAUAACAGUCCUGAAGCUAGCGGCACUGCAACACCUCCAAAUCGUGAUGCCAGUUCGAGGACCGUCGCUGAGCAGGUUGGUCAUAUACGUAGGGAAGGUCAAGACCCCAAUGUUGCUCGAAGACAAAGAAGGGAUGAUCUGGAAGACUUGAUGAUGGCCGAGGCCAUUAGACUUAGUAUUGCGGCUGAAGAGGAGCGGAAGAAGAAGGCCGACAGAGAAACUGCCAAGGAGGUUGCAAAGCAGUCGAGGAAACAGGCCAAGGAAGACAAAAAGAAAGAGAAGAAAGAAAGAAAAUCAAUAUACGGUGCUAGCGGAAGUUCGGCCAGCUCGAGUGUGUUGAACUUAGGCAGCAACCUAGCUGCCACUCUUACUGGGAGAAAAAGAUCUGGUAGCACCGCAAGUCAUUUGGCUACAGAAGUGACUCCCGAAGAAGUUGAGGAACCUGUACAGGGAAAAGGGAAAGGGAAAGGUGUAGAUCGAUCUUCUUUGGGAAAUCAAGGGAGUGCCACGGAUGCUAGGCUCCCUGGUGCUCAGCAUUCGGAUCCUUCCACGAGUUCUAGCUUAUUAGAUACCCAUCAAUCUAUUCCUUCACCUACCGCUCCCGACAAGCCUUCUCAUCUACGACAAAUGAGUACCGCGUCUAGUGCUUCAUCUUCGUUACUUGAGUCUGGCAAUGGUACCAACGUCCAAGGCUCCUCUGCAAGCAUCGAAAGCCCUGGUGCUACUGCGACAAGUUGUGAGGGCAACGAUUAUGACGAUGCAGGAACGGAGCCUAUGUUCAACUUUCACAGUCUCACGGCCAGGAUUGAAAAUGAGGACGAUAAUGAGAAAAGGCUUAGUGCAGUUCAUGUUGAGAAUGUAUAUGAAAAUUCAGGUUCCAGACAUGGAAGCAAGGAUGAAAACGCCUCGACAGAUAUGGAUGUGAGCACCGCAACUAUACGAGCUGCAGAUACUGUCUCGCGAAUCCAAGUUGUACAUCACGACCGCCCUAUUCCGACUAGGCUCCAGAUGCCAGAUACGAACAUCAAUACCAACAUCAUUACACCUGAGCUCAUGAUUACACCAGAUACCCCAGCGAUCAUGAACCCAUCAGAUGAAGAUGGAAAACAAUUAGGAUCAAGUUUUGAAAGCAAAGCCAAUACCGCGAUAACCCACUAA
Sclerotinia borealis F-4128 is the source of this 2601-nucleotide messenger RNA. Lineage: Eukaryota; Fungi; Ascomycota; Leotiomycetes; Helotiales; Sclerotiniaceae. The record is from the annotation of a GenBank genome assembly.